AUGCAUGACGGCGAGUUAACAUAUGCUAGUCUUUUUGAUGCAAGUAUUGAUUCAUUUAUAUAUGCAAUGGAUAAAGAAGGGUUCCCCGGAAUCAAGGUUGUCGUGACGGAGACUGGGUGGCCGACGGACGGUGGAGAAGGGGCGAGUAUCAAGAAUGCAUUUGUGUAUAAUAAAGAGGUGGUGAAGAAGGUAAUGGAUAAUGUUGGAACACCAAAAUGGCCUAAUGAGGAGAUAGAGACAUACUUGUUUGAUAUUUUUGAUGAGAACAUGAAAAUAGGAAACGAGUAUGAGAAGCAUUUUGGGAUUUUUGGGCUUGACGGUAACAAUGUUUAUAAUCUUACUUUCCAUUGA
This is a messenger RNA of Ricinus communis (castor bean), 351 nucleotides long. RefSeq names its product glucan endo-1,3-beta-glucosidase, acidic-like. Lineage: Eukaryota; Viridiplantae; Streptophyta; Magnoliopsida; Malpighiales; Euphorbiaceae. The coding region runs from base 1 to 351 and encodes 116 amino acids. Gene Ontology annotation, cellular component: plasma membrane. The transcript has a single exon. The record is from RefSeq and is a predicted model, not a curated record. Gene Ontology annotation, molecular function: hydrolase activity, hydrolyzing O-glycosyl compounds. Gene Ontology annotation, biological process: carbohydrate metabolic process.